This is a messenger RNA of Oncorhynchus gorbuscha (pink salmon), 1420 nucleotides long. It is a transcript of the gene cimip4, whose product is annotated as testis-expressed protein 33. The coding region runs from base 227 to 724 and encodes 165 amino acids. NCBI's taxonomy places the organism in Eukaryota, Metazoa, Chordata, Actinopteri, Salmoniformes, Salmonidae. The record is from RefSeq and is a predicted model, not a curated record. The transcript has 5 exons.
AUAACGUGUUACUCUUCACCCUGAUUGGACGAUGCGUGGGGUUCAGAAAAAUCGAAUUUAUUGAGUUAAGGUUAGCCGCAGGAUCGCAAAACUACACAGUGACUGAGGCUCUGAAUCGAAGCAGAGAUGCAAGUAUAUUUAGGCUGUACUUUUCCCAAAAUAUAAUUUCGCACUUACAGACAUUCUAUGCAAUGCGCCUGACAUGUGAUAAUUAAACGUGCCAACGAUGGUUAUUGUAGCCCACCUGACCCAGCUACAACGAAUUCAUACCAGGAAAAUAAGGUUGUCACAUUUUUCUGGUUUGGUUCAGCUUGAGUUUUGGUUUAGGCUAUAUCCCAAUGAGGUCAAGGCAAUGACCUCCACUGGCCAGCCGGAGACAACAGUUGGAGACAAGCCGCAGGUGAGAGUUUUAGCAUGCCCGGAGGUUCCUCUUCUCGUGCUGCCUCACUAUACUGACAAAGGGUCAGCCUUCGUCCCUCCCCAUUGCUCCUACCACAGCCUGGGACACUGUCUGCGCACCAACAUCUUUCCAGGAGCUCUUCCGGUGUGGAUGUCCCUGAUAAAAGACUCCUACAUCGGUCACCCCUUGCUCGCCCCCCCUAUAGACGCCCAGCGUUGGUACGGCCGCAGGACUGAUGACAGUGUGAAAUGGACAGAAAGAAACAUUGUGAACCAGAAGUUGAACAAGGCGCUAAAGGCAAUGGAGAACAAGUGGUCUAAAUGAGGCCAGGGUGCAGUGGCCAUUUCACACCCUCACCGCAGCGCCCAUGCACCCUCCACAUUAUUCACAUAUCUUUUUACUCAUAUAUCUACAUGCAAGCCUUUACAAACCCUUUCUGGUAUGUUCCGUCUCACAUUCACACACAAUGCACAAGCAUACACACACGCACAAGCAUACACACACAAACAUUGUCACAAACUCUCAAAACUACAAAAGCAACCCAUCUCCUGACCUCUAAACACAUUCCAACACAUUUGUAUGUAGACACAAGUUCAUGAUCUCUCUUUUACCGCAAUAAAAGUAGAACAGCAUCCCUCAACUUGAACCUGAUGUUCUGUGUAUUGUAGAACUCACUUCUGAGGGGAUUCAUAGUGUCAUCAAAAAAUCUACUCAUAGUACUGAAACCCACUGAAUGUGAUUGUCAAAUUUACCAACAAAAGAAUAUGACAUAAACCACAAUUAGGUGGUUACCACAUCAACCAAGGUUUUGUUUAAGGUUGGAAAGUUGUAGUAGCGGCUUUGUAGUAUUCUUGAAGUACAUUUGGAAGUAAUAUUGAAGUACAUUUUUACUUAAUCUGUGCUCAAGUCUCAAAUGUACAUGCAAGUAGCUAUAAUCCACCUGACCAUAUUAUCAAUGAAGUUGCUUAAAUGACAAGAAUAAGAAACUGAUGGAAUGAACAAAACAGGAAAAAAUUAAAA